UUCUUACACUAUUCCUUUGUUGUUCCAGGUGAUGUGGGCGCUCUGGGCUGGUGGGACUUGUUUAUAAAUUAUGGUAUUGCUGAGUGCUUUGCUUUUCUUGUUUGUACGAAGUGGUCAAAUCCAACGAUUCAUGGAAGCUCUCUCGCACAUGGAGCUAGUUCGUCAUCUACUACUAUCAGAUAUCUUGACUGGAAUAGUGGUUUAGUGGUUUCCUCAGAGGAGGAACCGCAGAAUAGAAUGUGUGGGCUGCAAGACCUUGGUGGUCACCUAAUGAAAGUUCCAAUCAUAUGUUUCCAAGUCCUCCUCUGUAUGCGCCUGGAGGGAACACCUGCAAGUGCAAGACACAUUUCCCUUCCACUUCUAUUCUUACCCAUAUUCCUAUUGCAAGGAGCUGGGGUCUUGUUUGCUACAUUAAGAUUUGUUGAGAAAAUUGUUCUUUUAUUGCGAAGUGGAGCUGUUGCAGAACGAUAUCAUGUAUUCUCUUCAAGAGUGCGUGACUGCUUUGCGUUUAUGCAUCACGGUUCCAGGCUACUUGGUUGGUGGUCCAUUGAUGAAUCAAGUCGAGAAGAACAGGCUCGACUAUUCCAUGAUGGAUUUCCGGGGUAAGAAUGGUUUUCCCUCUUUGUUAUUGCUUCU
Nicotiana tabacum (common tobacco) is the source of this 636-nucleotide messenger RNA. The record is from RefSeq and is a predicted model, not a curated record. NCBI's taxonomy places the organism in Eukaryota, Viridiplantae, Streptophyta, Magnoliopsida, Solanales, Solanaceae.